GCCAGACCGGAUCCUUCAUGAGGGAAGAGGGACAGCCAACCAACCCCGGCUUCUCUUCUCUUCACUCAUAUUAUUCUAUAUUGUAAACCAGGGAGCCCGAAGAGGGGGCUGCGCUAGUGUCCGUAGGAUGUCCCGUCAUGAAGGCGUGAGCUGCGAUGCAUGUUUAAAAGGCAACUUCAGAGGACGGCGAUACAAAUGUUUAAUCUGCUACGACUACGACCUGUGCGCAUCGUGCUACGAGAGCGGUGCGACCACAACCAGACACACCACAGAGCAUCCCAUGCAGUGUAUAUUAACCCGAGUUGACUUUGACCUGUACUACGGUGGAGAAGCGUUCUCAGUGGAGCAGCCCCAGGCCUUCACGUGUCCCUACUGUGGCAGAAUGGGCUACACGGAGAUCUCCCUGCAGGAGCACGUGGCUGCAGAGCAUACAGAGACCUCCACAGAAGUGAUCUGCCCCAUAUGUGCAGCGCUGCCAGGCGGCGACCCCAAUCACGUGACCGAUGACUUCGCUGCUCAUCUCACACUUGAACACAGAGCACCCAGAGACUUGGACGAGUCCAGUGGGGUGCGGCACGUGAGAAGGAUGUUUCACCCCGGGCGUGGGCUGGGGGGUCCACGUGCCCGCAGGUCCAACAUGCACUUCACCAGCAGCACCACAGGGGGGCUCUCCACCAGCCAGAGCUCCUCACAGAGCUCCAACUACAGCAGAGAGGCUAUGGACCCCAUAGCAGAGCUUCUGUCCCAGUUGUCGGGGGUGCGGCGUUCGGCGGGCGGACAGCUCAGCUCGGGCCCGUCAGCCUCCCAGCUCCAACAGCUCCAGAUGCAGCUCCAGUUGGAGCGCCAGCAGGCCCAGGCGGCGCGGCAGCAGCUGGAGACGGCCCGGAACGCCACCCGGGGCGGCGGCCGAGCCAACGCAAUCCUCAACUCCAAUUCAGCCGGCGCCAACCCCAACUCCAGCGCCAACCACAAUACCAACCCCAGUCCCAACCCGGGUCCGUCUGAAUCCAACACGCAGCAAAGUGCACAUAGCUCCCAGUUUCUACUCAGCAGGCUGAGCGAACCGCGGCUGUCGGAGGCGGAGCGGCAGGCGUGCGAGGCCCAGUGGGCCGAUAGGAGCCUGUUCGUGACGGAGCUGCUGCUGUCCACGCUGCUGCCCGACGAGGACGCCUCGGCCUCCUCGUCGGAGGACGAGGACGACUGUCACGGCCCGUUGCGGAACUUCGCCGACUUCGAGGCCAUGGGCUGCGUCGAGGUCAUGACCUUGGACGUGGCACUGGAGAACCUCAACCUCAAGGAGCUGACCCCGGCCACCAGGACGACGAAAACCACAGCUAAAGCGGCGCCGGCGAAGAAAGAGCCCCCCGCGGCGCCCCUUUGAUGUCAUGGCCCCUCCCUCCCCUCAAACCACCAUUGAUCGUGGCCGACUUGCUGAGUCGGCCCAACUGCCAAUGGGAUGACAAAAAAGACUGCAGUUCUUUUUGGCUUUGUUUUAUUAUUAUUAUUAUUAUUUUCUUUUCUCAGUGAUUGUCAUUUCAGCUCUGUUGCGCCCCACUCGACCCCCCCCCCAAUGUCUAUUACGUUGUGUACGUUGAAUAAAAGUAGUGAGACGAGAGAAUGUGAAAGUGGGUGUGUGAGAGAAAGGAGAAAAAAAAAAAAAACUAUAUAAAUAUAUUAUGGAAAUAAAAUCUAUAUGAAAGUUGAUAAUCGAUUCCACAUAACCCGCGUUUCCUCUAGCAGAGCGUAGUUAGCCGUUUUUAAAGAGACGAACACACACACUCACCCAGGGAGAGGAGGCAGACAGGAAGCUCUCCGGUAAAACCCGCUGCUGUGUAUUUAUAGUCGUUCAUUAAAGAAGUGCUUGGAUGCUUUUUACCACAACUUAAGCAUGAGCUUAAAUCACCACGUGCCCAUUUUUAACUGCACAGUCACGAGGAGGGGAGGUCUUUCUCUUUUUGUUGUUCGGACACCUGAGUAACUGUAAAUGAACGGUGCUGAGUGCCAUACCGCUGGCAAUGCUGCACCCCACACACACAGACUGAUGGCCGCGUGUGGUUACAUUUAUGUCCAGUCUCGACC
Molecule: messenger RNA, 2079 nt
Organism: Anarrhichthys ocellatus (wolf-eel)
Lineage: Eukaryota; Metazoa; Chordata; Actinopteri; Perciformes; Anarhichadidae
Product: E3 ubiquitin-protein ligase KCMF1-like
Exons: 7
Coding region: 128-1381 (417 amino acids)
Biological process (GO): synaptic signaling
Cellular component (GO): plasma membrane
Molecular function (GO): zinc ion binding
Source: RefSeq, a predicted model, not a curated record